AUGGCGCGGCUACUGGAAUCGAAGAAAGCUUUCAAUGCCGAAGUGAAUCAGUACGAGCACAACAGCCCUACUCUUGGAUGCGUCAUGAAGUUCUCUGUGAUCAACGGAGGAAGCGGGAGUGACGAAAAGCUCCCGGUCAUCUACUGGCUGAGUGGGCUGACCUGCUCGGAUCGGAACUUCAUCGAGAAAGCAGGAGCAUUCAGAGCAGCUGUUGAAAACCGUGUCAUCAUCGUGUGUCCUGACACGAGCCCGAGGGGUGUCGACAUCGAGGGAGACAGCGAGAGUUGGGAUUUCGGCAAGGGAGCUGGAUUCUACUUGAAUGCGACUCAGCCGAAAUGGGCUGCGAACUACAAGAUGUACGAUUACGUAACAAAUGAGCUCAUGGAGAUUAUCGAGCAGACUGUGAAGACCAACGGCAAGAAGGCCAUCAUGGGCCAUUCCAUGGGCGGCCAUGGAGCUCUUACCAUCGCUCUGCGAAACCCAGGAGUUUACACAUCAGUGUCUGCCUUCGCUCCCAUCUGCAAUCCUAUGCAGUGCCCGUGGGGAAACAAGGCUUUCACAGGAUACCUCGGAGACGACCAGGAACAGUGGAAGGCUUAUGAUGCUACGGAGCAGAUGAAGGGCAUGAAAGCUGCUCCCUUCGACGACAUCUUGAUUGAUGUAGGGGACAAGGACAAUUUCCUGACAGCCGGGCAGUUGCUGCCGGAGAACUUCAAGGCUGCCUGUGACCAGGUCGGUCAGAAAUGCAGUCUCCGCAUGCAGCCAGGUUACGAUCACAGUUAUUUUUUCAUCGCCACUUUCAUUGAGGAUCACAUCAAGUUCCACAAGCAGAGGCUUGCUAACUGA
Messenger RNA from Guillardia theta CCMP2712, 846 nucleotides. RefSeq lists its product as hypothetical. Gene Ontology annotation, biological process: formaldehyde catabolic process. Gene Ontology annotation, cellular component: cytosol. Gene Ontology annotation, molecular function: S-formylglutathione hydrolase activity. The coding region runs from base 1 to 846 and encodes 281 amino acids. NCBI's taxonomy places the organism in Eukaryota, Cryptophyceae, Pyrenomonadales, Geminigeraceae. The record is from RefSeq and is a predicted model, not a curated record. The transcript is spliced from 12 exons.